GCUCUCCCGCUGCUCCGGCUGCUCUGGUCAUACAGCUCCGGGCGGCCGCGCAGGAGCUGACUGGCGGAGGGGAGGUUGUUGCCGGGUGAACUGUCAGCCUCGGCGACCCUGCACGGAACACCGCCGGGGAAGGCACCGAGGAGGACCGGCUGCAGCAGGUACCCAAGGAUUGAGCGGUGACUAAAGACAUGGACUGUACAGCACCUCAGAAGAAAGGACUAUUUUUGAUAAAGAUGUUGUGGUUAAUCCUGACAUGCUUGGUUUCCAGAACCCUUUCAGAAGUUGGAGAUUGCAAGGAGCAGGAAUACUUUGAUAACACUGGGAACUGUCGACCCUGCAGGCAGUGUGGCCCGGGCAAAGAGCUAUCGAAGGAAUGCGGUUUUGGGUAUGGGGAGGAUGCCCAGUGUUUACCUUGUCGGCCUAAUAGGUUUAAGGAAGACUGGGGUUUCCAGAAAUGCAAAACUUGCUUGGACUGUGCAUCGGUCAACCGCUACCAGAAAGCCAACUGCUCUGCCAAUGGGAAUGCCGUAUGUGGAGAAUGUUUACCAGGGUUUUAUAGGAAGACAAAGCUUGGGGGAUUUCAAGACAUGGAAUGCGUUCCCUGUGGGGAUCCCCCACCUACAUAUGAGCCUCAGUGCAGCAAAGUAAACCUUGUGAAGAUUACGGCUACCGCAUCGAGCCCCCGGGACACCGCUCUGGCUGCCGUUAUAUGUAGUGCCUUGUCCACCGUGCUCUUAGCUCUGCUUAUCCUCUCUGUUAUCUACUGCAAGAGGCAGUUCAUGGAGAAGAAGCCAACAUGGUCCAGCCGUUCUCAAGAAGUGCAGUACAGGGGGUCAGAGCUAUUGUGCUUCGACAGACCACAAGUUACUGAGCACCCGCAAAGGACAUACUGCCGCUGUCAGCAAGAGCCGCCACAGGCUUGUGGCCCUGUUCACUUGAUCCCCUCAUUGUGCUGUGAGGAGACGUACAGCAUUGAUCAUGGCUGUAUAUUCCCAUCACACGGAACCCUGUACGAUGGGAACACCGAUCCCGUGGCGGACAUGAUUCCAGCAUUUCUUGGACCCACUUCACACCCGGCCUGCAGAGAGCUUGCAGAAACUUGGCCUCUUAUGCAAACACCUCCUGGCAGUGAUAGCUCUCCUGUCUGUGAGCCAUAUCCGGAGCCAAUAGGAGGGGGUGCAGACACUUUGAACAGAGAUACGGAGGAGCCAAGUAUUGUACACACAAAUAGUGUGCAGAGUAUCAGUGCGGAGAUGGAGUCUUCAAGACAUCUUCAUUUAUUAAAGCUGGAUGCAUGUCAAGGAGCUGAGGGAAACCAGUGUGAAGAGGAGCGCACGUCACGUGUCCAAGACGAGAAUGAGGAAUGCUGAGUGAGAUCUACUUCAAGAUCCAGAGGUCUGUUUCUAGAUCAGUCAACCUGAACAUCUGCUCAAUCCAUCCCUUGGAGAUCAACUUCUAGACCUACCAUCUGGAAAUCCACAUCUAGGACGGCUCCUUGGAGAUCUACUUCUAGACCUACCAUCUGGAAAUCCACAUCUAAGAAGGCUCCUCGGAGAUCUACUUCUAGACCUACCAUCUGGAAAUCCACAUCUAGGACGGCUCCUUGGAGAUCUACUUCUAGACCUACCAUCUGGAAAUUCACGUCUAGGAUGGCUCCUUGGAGAUCUACUUCUAGACCUACCAUCUGGAAAUCCACGUCUAGGACGGCUCCAUGGAGAUCUACUUUUUGAUUUGCCACCUGGAGAUCUGUUUCUGGAUUUGCCACUUGUAGAUCUAUGUCUUGAUCUGCCUUAAGAACAUGUCUCCAUGUUUUCUUCGAUUGAACUUGAUGUAGGACCAGUUUCUCAUCCUUAGAAUGUCUUAAGGUAUCAGUGUGGACAAGAGGAUGCAUAGGUCACGGGAUGGAAUUUAGCAUGUUGAUAGAAUGGAACUACUCGAGGAAUCUGACUGGAGAAGUUCAGAGCAGGACGUAAAUGAACCAUGAAGCAGAAUAUAAAUGUGAUUUUUCCUUAUUUAUGGGAUGAUCUUCGUAGACGUGUAUAGAUCAUCUUCAUCAGACUGAAAAAAUAUUUGAGGCACGGGUCUAUGGGUUUGCAGGGUGCAAUGAAAUGAGUAUUGUAUGAGGUCUGCACAUUCCAACUCUACCCGACCUCCUGGAUACAUUGACUGCCAUGUCCUGGUACAUCUUGUCUGGUGGAGCCACAGUCACCUAUGUAUUGUACAUUUGACUUUUGUAGAUGUAAUGCACUUAUACUGAACCCUUCUCCAAGCCCUUAUGCUGAGAAACACCUAUUUAAAUGAUCGCAUGUGGACAUGAGACGCCACCACACGUAUUGCCUAUAAGCACUAUUUCUGUGAUGUAUGUACAUUUUUAUAUGAAAUGUUGUAUUGUAUGAUAGGUCAUUAUGUAUUUUUUUAUUUUUUAAAGAAUAUUGGCUUUUACUUACAAUGUUUUGCUAUUUAAAUUUGUAGAUAAUUGUUUAUGCCAUUUGUUGUGUCUCCACUAUGGUUAGCACAUGGUCCAUUAUUUCUGCCUGAUGUAACCCUUGAGUAGGCCUUGUUGGGGACCAAUACUGAGUGAAUCUCGUAGUCCUUGUUGGGGACCAGUACUGAGUGAUUCUCAUAAUCACUCUAAUAUUACAUGUAAUGGGAAUGUCAGCUAAUCCCAUCAUUUUCAGUGGGGCCGGCUGACUAUCUAAUAUGUGGGGGGUCUUGACCCAGAAAUGUCCAAAAGGAAGAAACAUUUUGAAUAUUAAUGUCCAAUCCUUCUUGUUCUGAGAGACAUUGGCCAUUGGUGCUUACGCCUCUCUUUAACCAUUGAGAUAACACGCAGUCAACAAAACCAGGUAAGCUGGGGACGGGAGGUGUAUAACUGGCUUAAGAACCGUUACACAUCACCUAUAGAGCCAACAUACACUGGCACAAAAUGACUAUUGAAGAGCGGCAAACGGAUAUGUAUUAAGGACUCGUUUUAGGGACCAUUUACACCUACUUUUGCCAACACUUCACAGGUACGUUGACCGGCUAUAAAAAUGUUGGCUGGCAUACUCCUGGCGGUUGUGUUGACUUUAGAUGACCAAAAAUAGUCUAAUAGUGACUACAUUUGGUCCAUGUCUCAAUCUCAUACUUUGUCUGUGCGAGACUCCAAAGUGCAGCAGACUACACUUAAAGGAGUACUGCAUUGUUAUACACUUAUCCGCCCACAGGAUAGUGGAUAAGUG
Molecule: messenger RNA, 3221 nt
Organism: Hyla sarda
Lineage: Eukaryota; Metazoa; Chordata; Amphibia; Anura; Hylidae
Gene: TNFRSF19
Product: TNF receptor superfamily member 19
Exons: 10
Coding region: 189-1370 (393 amino acids)
Biological process (GO): positive regulation of canonical NF-kappaB signal transduction; positive regulation of JNK cascade
Cellular component (GO): plasma membrane
Molecular function (GO): protein binding; signaling receptor activity
Source: RefSeq, a predicted model, not a curated record